CUUCAUAUAUAAAGACCCUUGGGAACACAAAAACAGACAUAAACACAAGGCGGGCAGCGGGAAAGAGAACAGAAGAUGAUGGCUGUUUUUCAGUUUGGAGUUUUGCUUCUGCUUUUAGGAUGUGUGCAGGGUCUGGAGCAGAUCUUCAACGACAACAGCCUCGUGAUUGAAACCUAUGGACGCGACGUGCAGAAAAUGCACGGCUCCUUGUCAGGCUGUAAUAUAUGCAAGAUGAUUUUGAAAAAGAUCUUCACUUCUAUUGGAAAACAACUCUCAAAGGACAAAAUCGACACGGCUCUCAACAAAGUGUGUCAACCAUUGAAAGUGAUCAAAGCGCCCUGCAAGAGCUUUAUCAAGAAAUACAAAGGCAAACUGGUUAAAGCCAUCAUGUCUGCGAAAAACGCACCUGCAGCCUGCAAACAACUCACACUGUGCAAAAAAACAUCAAUUUAUUCCCCAUGAAAGUUUUUUUUUUUUUUUAAAUGUCCACACACUUAAUGUUACACCAAUGUAAAGGGGACAAAAAAAUACUGGAAAAAUCUUCAAUAAAUGUUAAAUAUUUCUUUAAAUAUAUGGACUGAGCUGCCAAAUGUAAACUUUAAUUAAUGUAUAAAUAAAGAUGUAUUCAUUGUUAUCAGCUGUAAGAACUGAUGAUACUGAUUUCAUUAAUGUUUAAAAAAUGUAUGUUGAGGUUUCGUGCAUUUUGCAAAAAAGUGAUUAAGUAAAU
Silurus meridionalis is the source of this 727-nucleotide messenger RNA. RefSeq lists its product as uncharacterized. Gene Ontology annotation, biological process: defense response to bacterium. NCBI's taxonomy places the organism in Eukaryota, Metazoa, Chordata, Actinopteri, Siluriformes, Siluridae. The record is from RefSeq and is a predicted model, not a curated record. Bases 76 to 462 code for a protein of 128 amino acids. The transcript is spliced from 4 exons.